Malurus melanocephalus (red-backed fairy wren) is the source of this 2196-nucleotide messenger RNA. RefSeq names its product transmembrane protein 141 (gene TMEM141). The coding region runs from base 4 to 438 and encodes 144 amino acids. Lineage: Eukaryota; Metazoa; Chordata; Aves; Passeriformes; Maluridae. The record is from RefSeq and is a predicted model, not a curated record. The transcript has 4 exons.
ACCAUGGUGAACCUGGGCGUGCGGCGAGUGGAGGAUGAUGUAGCCGCCAAGCACCCGGUAAGGGCCGGUCCAGCCACCCUGGCAGCCCCGCGAGCCCCCAGCAGCUCGGCCGCUCCCCGGGCCGUUCCCGGUAACUCCGUUCUCGCAGGCAGCGUGGCAGCAUUCGCCGUGCAGAAGCUGGCGCGGCAGAAGCUGCCGUACAGUCCGCAGUGGAGCCUGCUGCUGGCCGCGGGGUCCCUCGGGAGCUACGUGGUAACCAGAGCUGAGACGCAGAAAUGCUCCGACUUCUGGAUUUACCUGGAGACAGGCAAGUCCCCACAGGAGCUCACCGUGACUGCUGGGGUGUCUCAGCCUGCAGAAAACCUCCCCAGUGCAGAGGACAGGGACAGCACUGCGACACUGGUGAGGAGGAACAGGUAUGGUGACAUGGUGGAGUAGCCAGCAGACCAUCGCAUGCUGUGCCCAUGUCCCACUUCACUCUCUCCUGCCUGCCCAACCCGACGCUUCCCGUGCUUGCCUGUGAGGCUGGUGGGCUUGACAACAYUGCUGGGAAGCUCAAAGGACUUGAUCCUGCAGUGAGAAUGGGUGGAGGUGCCUCAAGGAUUGCUGCUGCCCGUCCCAUGACCUCUGCACAUUGCACUGGGGCUACAAUAAAAGUUGAGAGUUGAAGGCACUUGUUKUGGAUGAGGUGAAGGACAGAGCAGGUGGUGAAUGUCAGCCUGAGGCAACCUCUGCAGUAAAUGUUGGAGCAGAGAGCUCUGGUCCCUCUGUGGCAGUGGCACUCAGCACCUUCAUUGCUCUGGAGUGGCUGCAGGCACAGACCAGUCUGGGCUAAAUUGUGAGAUUACAACUGUUGCUGUGUCCUCCUAUGUUUCCUGAGCCCAGCCAAUCCCCAUGUCCCUUCCUCYGCAGCAGCAUUUUCAUACCCACCUGUGCAGGCCUGAGCUGAGCCCCACAGCUGGGUGGCCUCUGGGGUGUCCUCUUCCCCUGCAACAGGGGUGACCAUGUGCCCAAGGCCCCUCUCUGCAGUGCUUACCUGUCACUAGCUAGUCCCAGAUUGCCCAUCCAGAUCCAAAACUAGUUGGCAAGGGAAUGRUACUGCCCCGAAUCCCAUGCAUGCAGCGGAGCCUGUGGGUUUUUUCCUAAUGUCAAACUCCAAGUCUUGACUAGGUAAACUGUCUGCUCUUGGUGAAUGUCCAGCUAUGAUGCAGCUGCAGCUGAAUUUCUUAGAAGAGGAAACCCAGCCUGGGUUUUGGGAGCUGCCUGKGUUCUUAAAGCAACGUUUCAGUUUUAGGAACCAGAUGUGCCUCCACCUUUCUGUGAGAUAUAUAGACAGGCCCUGAGCCUCACCACAGGAGGGAGUCCCUGUGCUGAGGAAAUGAGCUUGGGGAGAAAACUGGGUUUGGGGGUUCACAGCAUCAUCUGAACUGGGAUCAGGUUUGCCCUGGGCAGAGGAGAUGUGGGAAAGCCAGUGGAAGAGCUGAAAGCAAAGUGCUGCAGGGAACAGAUGUAUUAAGCCAAGCAUUCCCAGAGCUCAGCUGGAGCAGGGAAGAGAGUUGAGAAGUAAGCAAACCCAUAGAGCAGAGUUAGUGCUGCCAGCAGGAGCAGUGAGAAACUGCAGCUCCCUACAGCCACUCCUCUCCAGUGUUCAUGGAACKUCCAGGGCAGGGGRCAGCUUCCUGAUGGAUUGCAGAGCUGGGACCAGCCCUAUGCAGCUGCCGGGCACCAGAAUAUGUGUCCUGGCGUCUCUGAGCUGCCAGUGACUGCAGCAGCAAAUGUAAGCUGCUCUGCUGCCCUUGAGCACCAGAGCUGGGCCCUGGCAUCUGAGGCUGCUGCAGGUUGUUUUCCAUGGGGGCUGUGGCAGUGAGGGGCAGCUUGAGCUUUCUGCUCCCAGCUUUGGGGUGACUGCGCCUCCAGCACUGGGGAAAUCUGAACGUGGUGACUGGUCGGCUGGAGGUCCUGCACCUCCAGGUGGGCCUGGGUCUGGAGUGAGAUUUCCAGCCCACCUUGGUCUGUUUGAAGUGGGCUCUGGGCUGGUAGAGCCAUAAUGUUCAGCACUCGACAGGCUGCAAGGGCUGAGACCUUUGGGCAGAGCCUCACCUGUGGAUGUGGCUGAGGGGCUCUGCCCCCAUAGGACAGCCAGGCUGAAUUGGCUGUUACUGAUAACAAGCAACCAAGCCAUAGCAGUGGUUAUAA